UGAUCAAUGGAGUUGUUUCCUGCGAUCGACUACAUUUAGUUGAUUUGGGUGGGGCCCGGGGUCAUUUGCGGGGAAUGAUUGAUGGGAAGUUUACGACGGUUUGUGAUAAGUGGACCCCCCGAUCGAAGGAAACUGUAUCACGAUUUUUAUUACGUAUGCAGCUUCCUUCUGAGGUGCAUCGGCGUAUGCGGCACCUCAAACAUAUCGCCUUUUGGAAAGGAUCCGAAUAUCGGACCUUCCUUUAUUACGCAAGUGUUGUGGUCAUGAAGGACUAUAUGGACUGUAAAACAUAUAGUCACUUCCAACUCUACUUUUGCGGUGUGACGAUUUUUUCUUCAUCGGCACAUCAGCACCUCUGGCCUCUAGCAGCCGUAUUCCUUCGCAAAUUUGUGAAGGAGUUCGGCACGAUUUAUGGUCGUAUCUACAUGACGAGCAAUAUCCACAAUCUCCAGCACGUGUCUGGAGAGGUUGCGCUGCAUGGGCCGCUCGAUGGUUUCUCAGCCUAUCCUUUCGAAAAUCAUUUACAAUUGAUUAAAGGCUGGGUCCGUUCGGGCACGAAAUGUGCGCAGCAAGUGGCAGCUCGAUCAGACGAACUUGCACGCGUCUAUCGGGCUGUCAACACAAAUGCUCCACAAUAUCCUAGAUUAAAGGCAAAUGGUGCCGGUGUACACGUGACCGCCGAUUUUGUCUUAAUGCCAAAUUUUAAGGAUCAAUGGUUUCUAACCAAAGACCACGGCAUUGUAAAGUUUUUGGAAGCGAAGCAAUCUUCUUCGUUUCCCAUCACCGUAGUUGGAGUCCGGUUUUUGUCAGUGGCGGAGCUUUUUAAUGUAACAGCAGACGAUAAUGCUUUUUCUCCAUUUUCGUCUGCUGAAUUACAUAUUUACCAAUCGCAAGAAAAUGCUCCGUCACAAUUGGUGGAAGUGCCAUGGACUGAUAUUAGGUGCAAGCUAGUUGCAGUCCGGUUACCUACCCAUUCCCUAAAUCGAAAACCCCAACACCCACUACCUCCACGUCCCAAUCCUGAUACUAUUGGUUUCUUUCCCCUUCUACACACUUUUAUGCUAGAAUAAUACUCCUUCUACUAAUCCACUAAUUGCUCCUACUAAAUCCUUUAUUUCUAUUAACUAACGGCUUCCUAUCUUUUACUAAAAUACUAACUAACUACUAAUAUAUUUUCCGAUAGGUGGUUCACGUUAAAAGUUGAUUUGAUUUAUUCCUCCACAGGCUCCUUUUUGGGCCGCGUGAACAACCUGAUGUUCCAAGGGAGGUAACAAGUGGCACUUUCAUCGCGAUUCCGGUACAUCGUGCUCAGGGGGGGCGUAGACGACCCUUUUAACCGCAUGGAUGGCACCUCGAUGGUUUAACCCCGUGCGUAGCAUAAAUUUACUAACAUGUUUGUAAUGCAUUGAUUAGGUAGGUAGGUAGAUAGAUAGAUAGAUCGAUAGAUAGAUAGAUAGAUAGAUAGAUAGAUAGAUAGAUAGAUCGAUAGAUAGAUAGAUAGAUAGAUAGAUAGAUAGAUAGAUAGAUCGAUAGAUAGAUAGAUAGAUAGAUAGAUAGAUCGAUAGAUAGAUAGAAAGAUAGAUAGAUAGAUAGAUAGAUAGAUCGAUAGAUAGAUAGAUAGAUAGAUAGAUAGAUAGAUCGAUAGAUAGAUAGAUAGAUCGAUAGAUUUAAAAAUAUUCUUUUCUGUUGCUUUCUGUUUUUUUCCUUUUUCUUAAGACAGAUAGAUUUAUAUGUAGAAAGAUAGAUAUAUAAGCAUGUAGGUCGAUAGAUAGGUGAUCCUGUGAUAGAGCGCAUUUCCAUUUAGAUAGGGUUUAGCAGUGGAUAGGGUUUUUGGAAAGAUGGAUAGGACGUUAGGUACUUCAUUGAGGAUUAAGGUCGCAUCGGAUUAACCAUCGAGGAUUUUAUAUUCGAGCUUGCGGGACACCGUGAUCCGCCAACCUUCUCCUAGACGUGCGCUUUAGUCCUCUUGGUCGAUGACUUUUUCGAAGUGUGGAGCAGGAGUAGUGGAAUUGCAUGCAUAUUAACUAUACUAAAAUGACUAACAAUACUAACAUGUUCGGUAAGAGGGUGGAUCCGACGCCACAAGGGGGCACCUCUAUCACAACAUAAAACUAUCGAACUUAUUUGCUGCUUAAGCUCAAGUGCCACCCUACAGGCUAAUAUAGGCUCUCCUCCCUAACUCCUACUCAUUACGUCCGCGGCGUGCCGAAUGGCAACAUGCGAUUUUAUUGCAUGGCUAAAAUGAGAGGGGGAAAUGGAUAUAAAUGUGUACUAACUAUGCAAAUGGAAAAGGAAGUAUUGUAUAAGAUUGAAUAAUAUUUUACAUUGUCCUAACCGUAUGUAUACUAACAAAUUAUAAAACACUGUAAAUGAUCUGUGUAUAUUUUUUAUAUUUAUUAACUCAUGUAUUAUGUUUUUUUUAUUUCAUAUUAAAUCUUUUAACUUUUUUAUUUUAUUUUAUUUUUUUACAUGAUUACGGCUUUUGCCGUAUCGUCAACCACAGAAGGCUGAAGUAGUUACAAUUUUCACAAGACAUUUCCUGCUUGUCCUUUGCCUUAUCCCGGGCAUACUCGGUUGGGAAUCUGGGGUUUGUGGUUAUUGCUAUUUUUGUUACUAUUGUUGUAUUACUAACUAUUAUUGUAUUACUAACUUAUCUAAAUAGAUAUUUAAUUUUGUAUUUAUAAAUCCUUUUGAACGGCUUGGCCGUACUAAUAUGAUUUUUUAAUAAUUAUAUCCUGAAUUACAGCUUUGUACUUAUGAAUUUCAUUCAACUAUUUGGAUUUUUCAAUCACAUUUCAAUGGCAUACGAUGAUUUAAGGUGCGGCCCGGU
Molecule: messenger RNA, 2830 nt
Organism: Anopheles funestus (African malaria mosquito)
Lineage: Eukaryota; Metazoa; Arthropoda; Insecta; Diptera; Culicidae
Exons: 2
Coding region: 75-1070 (331 amino acids)
Source: RefSeq, a predicted model, not a curated record